Sycon ciliatum is the source of this 2197-nucleotide messenger RNA. Its product is annotated as WW domain-containing oxidoreductase-like. The transcript is spliced from 7 exons. The record is from RefSeq and is a predicted model, not a curated record. NCBI's taxonomy places the organism in Eukaryota, Metazoa, Porifera, Calcarea, Leucosolenida, Sycettidae. Bases 264 to 1238 code for a protein of 324 amino acids.
CACAAAAAUUAAUCCACAGGGUUGGCCUUUUGCAAGUAAGUAAGUUUUGGAAGGUCGGAGGCUGAGUCGGAAAUAAGUCACGCAUGAAGCAUUAAGCAACGGUGAGACGGUCCGCAAUCCCUCACGGCCUCAGCUGCAGUCCCACCAUACGGGGAAGUCAGAUCAGCAGGAAAGGCCCCCAUAAAUAGGCACAGUCUGUAGUUGCGCCUGACAUAAUUCCCUCUGCCGAUGCUGUUGCUCGCUAGCUCGCCAGAAAUCGAGUCAUGGGCGCUAAUUUGUCGUACACUAGAGUGGACCUGAGUGGUCGUGUUGCAAUCGUAACCGGUGCUAACUCUGGUACAGGCUAUGAGACUACGAAAGCCCUGGCCAGGAUGGGGGCCAAGGUCAUCAUGGCCUGCAGAUCACAGAGCAGAGCAGAGCAGGCAAUGGAUCGCAUGAAGUCCGAGCUUCCCGACUCCCAGCUGGACUUGCAAAUCAUGAUUUUAAACCUUGCAUCGCUGCGCUCGACCGUGGAGUUUGCAGAGGAGUUCCGAAGCGAGCACGACAAGCUGAACAUCCUGUGCUGUAAUGCUGGCUACAUUGGUGACAAUUUUGAGGUGACGGAGGACAGAUUAGAGGCUGUUUUCCAGUCCAAUUACCUAAGUCAUCUUCUUCUCGUAACUCAACUCGUUCCGUUGAUGAAGACUUCCGGGCCUGAUGCACGUAUCGUUUCCGUAUCAUCAUCCGGACAUCAAGUCUUUGGCAAGAUGAUGCUACCAGAGACGAAUGUGCGCGCCGCCUAUUCACAAACUGUCACAUACGGUGCGAGCAAACUGUACCAGAUUCUGAUGACGGGGUGGCUUCACCAGCGAUUGCGUGGGACCAACAUCAGCGCAACUAGCCUCCACCCUGGUGCCGUCCACACCAACUUCAAUGCCGGCGGCUGGAUAGGCCUCGGGAUACAGCUGGGCUACUAUUUGGGUAUAAGUCGCUCGCCGGAGCAGGGAGCAGCGUCCAGUAUCUACGCGUGUGUCAACCCUGAGCUGGCCGGUCAGGAGAAUCUCUAUAUCACUGACUGUCACCCAGCUACUGCGUCCUCUACAGCAAGGGAUGUUAACAACCAGGACAUGCUGCUUGACUACAGCCUUUACCUGCUAAAGGAUUACAUCACCGAGGAAGGAGCUGAGGCGCUGGACAUCCAUCUCUCUGCCCUGCCGACACCCCCGCCGGAGUGGCUUGCCGCGCCAACUGCUGAAUGAUGUGCAUGCGUUGUAGACCACGAUGAUUCGUGACUGGUUCCAACUUUGAACUAGACACACAGGAUAACUCACUCUCUGUGUAUGCCGUGUACUCGUUCCGCACCGGAAGCAAAGCGUAGAUUCUACGUGUAUGCAGUGUGUGUACUUGUUGCAGUUCGCGCUGUUGCCUCUGGAGGUCACCACUUGACGGCGUGGCCUUUUCAAGAAUCUCACUAGAGACGCCUAACUAAAACGUAUCUUACGCCACUAAUUGACCUGCAUUUUUCCCAUGGCCAUGCAAUGAAAAGAGAGGAAAUCAUUGCGUCUAUUGGCGAGCUUGCGAAGCCGGCUUGCGUUUUUCUUCACUUCUUAUCUGGCGACAGCACUAUCUAGUCUUGGUGAAUUUCUCAACUUUACGCACUUUUCUUUUUCUUGCAUCCCUCCCUGUCAUUCUCCUUUUGUGUAUUCUCCAGACCUCCGGCUCUGUCCCCCCUGUAUACUUUUGAAGUAGAGUAUUAUUUAUUAUAACUCACUCCCUUCGCCAUCAACAGCGCAUCAACACUGACAACAGUGCAUCAACAGUGCGUGCGCAUGAGGUCGCCGGACUUUACUUUCCGAAGUGUAGCGCACUCAGUACUUUGGCCCAGAUUAAUUCGGAUCAUGUGAUAGUAAUUGUUGCGCAACGGGUUAGUUAUGGUGAAAGACUACGUUUCAUGGCUUCUUUCUGUUGUGUUUCCUUGGUUUUUAUUUUGUAUUGUUUUUGGGUUUCCCUGUUGACUUUGUUGCUUUGUUUGGCCUGCACGUUGCAGUGUUCGGGCUGAUCACGGGCGGUUAUGUCAUUGUUAUGGGCGGUUAUGUCAUUGUUACGGGCGGUUAUGUCAUUGUUACGGGCGUCACAAUGAUUAUGUUGAAGUUGCGCGCGCAUGCUCAUAUGCUGCCACAAUGUUUGUCCUUUGCUUCAGCUACCAGUUUUGCCUCGU